UUUGGCAAUGAGGCGAAAUGGCUGUCGAGUAAUUCAAGGACAAGUAAAUAAAUCAAAAUCAGGCUCUGAGUGAUUCAUCUUUUUCCUUGGCCAGAUGGAGUACAUAAAUUCAUCACAGAAUUGGGAAUGUGAAAGCCAUGAUAGUUCAAAGGCCCUUUAUCCUGCUGAGAUUGAUGAAGUUAUCACUAAAGAUUCAUCUAAAAACAAGCCGAUAAAUUCUAGUUGUAGUAAUCUGUCUAAAAUGGGUUCUACCAAGAAGCUUCUGUCAGCAGUUGAACCAUCCGAAGAAAUCUUAAAACUCCUGGCGAAGGCUAGAGAUGAUCUCAGGAAACAGGAAGCUACCAAAGCUAGAGAAAUAAUGUCAAAAGAAGAAUUGAUUGAAGCCAAACAAAGUGCUUUUCCAGACAAUUUUCAAGUUGUAGCUGAACAUACACGUCAGUUUGAUGAAAGGGAAAUAUCAAGAAACAAAUCAGUUGAUAACAUCUUUGAAAAAGCUUUAGCAUCUAAAACCCCAAAUUUUGUAGAAUGCAAUCAACAGAAACAAAGAGAAAGUCUUGAAUCUCUUUUACAGAUUGAUGCUGAGGGAGUCCCGUUUCAGGCAGCAAAGUUUUAUGAGCGUAAACCCUUUACCCCUAAAUAUUGGUUUGAACACGAUGAUCGAGAUCGUGAAGAGGUCGAGGAAGCUAAAACAUUUGAAGGUGACAUGAAAUCGAUCCAGAAUAAGAGUCCUUGUGAAGCCGUCAACCGAUGGGGUCAUGAUCUUUACGAUGCAUCCCUAGUCAAGGCAAAUGGAGAUGAAUUCCCUGGAUACUCAAAAAAAUUAUUCCCCAGACCGAUAAGUAAGUGUGAAACUGUUGAUCGUUGGAGCCAUGACUUGUACGAUGCAACUCAACAAACACCUAAAAGUGAUCAAGAGUUUAGUGACUUUUACGGCGGUGACAGACGUCAAGUCAACAGUCGUGGUUCAAGCAAGUAUCGUUCUUCGUUUCAAGAAAGCGCCGAAUUUGCUAGUUCACGACCUUUUCGUGGGCGUGGUGCUCAACCACGUUCAGAAGAUCGAAUGAACACUAAAAAGGAUGAAAUUUCUGCCAUCAAUAGAGAUAUGGAAAAUUUUUAUUUGUGAGUUAAAAUGUGAUUUGAGUAUUUUUUUGUUGGUUCAUUAUUGCGAGCAUGCUGACACAUUUCUUGUUUUGUUUUAAUUGGGUAACCCCGAUUUUUGGAGCGUUUCACCUAGCAAUGGAAUAAACUUCGUUUUGCAUUGA
This is a messenger RNA of Daphnia pulex (common water flea), 1262 nucleotides long. RefSeq lists its product as uncharacterized. Gene Ontology annotation, biological process: mRNA processing. The transcript has 7 exons. Bases 95 to 1123 code for a protein of 342 amino acids. The record is from RefSeq and is a predicted model, not a curated record. Gene Ontology annotation, cellular component: exon-exon junction complex. Gene Ontology annotation, molecular function: RNA binding. NCBI's taxonomy places the organism in Eukaryota, Metazoa, Arthropoda, Branchiopoda, Diplostraca, Daphniidae.